Messenger RNA from Oncorhynchus tshawytscha (Chinook salmon), 5418 nucleotides. RefSeq names its product microtubule-associated protein 2. Gene Ontology annotation, cellular component: neuron projection. Gene Ontology annotation, biological process: neuron projection development; microtubule cytoskeleton organization. The record is from RefSeq and is a predicted model, not a curated record. Gene Ontology annotation, molecular function: microtubule binding. Lineage: Eukaryota; Metazoa; Chordata; Actinopteri; Salmoniformes; Salmonidae.
UCAGCGGGGUGUGUGUGUGUGUGUGUGUGUGUGUGAGGGGGAGUGCGAGCCCACACUUCAGAGGCUGUGUGCUGGUGCGUGUGUGAGGGAGUGUGUGUGUUCUCUCCUACCGGUGGAUAGUCUCUCUGAGUCGUUUCUCUCACCUACCACUGAAUUUCUGACUGACUCUCUCUUUUUUGUUUCUCUCUCCCUCACAUUCUCUCUCUCUUUCUCUCUCUUUCUCUCUCUCUGCAGGACUCCAAGCCUCCUCCCUUACCCAAAUCAUUGCAGACAAAAUCGCAGAAAGAUAGCUGCCCCAUCUCGCCAGGUGUAACCAGGAGGUUUUCCUCAUCUGUCCUCUGAUUCCUACCAUUGUGUUCAGAAGUGGUUAAGUCCAUCAGCAACUCAUCAGUGUCUAGUUGUCAUGGCAGACAGUCGGCAGCCCGAGGACAACAGCUCCUCUCACUGGGCCCCUCCCACUAACGGAGCCCAGGACCAGUCAGCUGCCCUCGCUGGCCACGGAGAGAACGGCUUCUCCUCUUACAGAGAGAACGGCUAUCACGGAGGACACGCUGCGUCAGCAGAGCAAGUGUCAGCCCGUAUAGUUGAGAAGGUGACAGCAGAGGCGGUGGCAGUGCUCAAGCAGGAGCAGGACAAGCAGGACUCUACUAGGAGACUGUCCUCAGUGGAGGACUCUGCCAACCUGCCACCCUCCCCUCCCCCCUCUCCGUCGGCAGAGCAGACCGGACCCAUGGAGCAAAAGGAGAGACUAGAGGUUGUCCCUACUCCCCCUGAGGAGGAGGGGGAGGAGGAGGUGGAGUUUACCCAAGUCUCAGCAGCUCCUGAGGAGGAGCACCCAGGUCAACAGGGGGAGGAUUCUGAUCAGCAGCCCACAGACAUGCUCUUAGAGCACGUUGAUAUUGUAAGCGAGCCCCAGGCUUUGCCCUGUCCUCAGGCCGAGACUCAUAAAUUCCUCAACGGGGGAGGAAUCCAUCAGGCUGAGUUGGAUAAACCAUCAGAGGAAGACCUGCCGGUGAACCCAGAGAAGCCUCGUUCCGACAAUCCUGCCAUGGCAGAGGAGCAUCCACAGGGGGCACCCCCUCCGCAGAGCCCGGUGGCCCCCACCACAGAGAGAGAAACACCUGAGGGAGCAGAGAGCACUGUGUCCAUCGCUGAGUUCUCCACUGGUUCCCCCAAAAACAAAUCUCUAACUGAUCCUACCCCCACAGAACCCGAGAAAACGGUUCAGCCUUUAGUGGAACCAGAAAAGGGGCAAGGGACUGGAAGUACCACUAGUGUGGUUCCUAAGAUAGAAUACCUUCCGGAGCCCAAGACCACCGCUGAGAAACAGCCCUCGGUUGAAGAGCUCGACUCAGUUCCUCUUUCAGUUGUAUAUGAGCCCCUGAAAGAUUACAUUGAGGAAGAGGAGGAAAAUGAUGCUUAUGUUACACCCAGUAAGUCAGCAAACCUUGAGAGCGUUCGUGAGGAGAAAGAGAUCAUAUCAGAGAAAACUGAGAAAAGAAUGCUGAGUCUAGGACAAUCGACCGCCAGGCCAUUGUCAUUUGAGACUGAGAAGAUUGAGGAGACUCCUCAAAGUAAUGUCAGUGAUGGAGAAAACCCAAAGCAGGAGGCACACAUAUCUGCUGCAGAUAGUCUAAAAGACAAGCAGAGUUCGGAAGAUAAGUCUGGAGUUGCUUCAAAAGAUGAGUCAGGUAUGACGGCCUACUUUGAGACCUCUACACAAAGGGAUACUGAAAAACCAGAAGAACGUGGUGAGGGUUACUAUGAGCUCAGUGCUGUCAGCCAGAAGAAGCCCUCAGAGGAGAUUCUGGAGGCCGAUUCAAACAUUAAGAUAAGCGAUUCAGCACCAGAACAGACCAUAUCCAGCAUAACGUUGAUAAGUGACAGUGCCAUGGACAAGCUAGAGGAUCUCCCUAAAAGGAAGGAUGUGUGUACUAGACUGUCACCUGGCAAAUUGUCAUUGGAACACAGAAGUCUUUCUCUGAAUUUUGCUAUUGGCUCAAUGGGUCAAGCAGGAGAGCAAAACCAGUCGAAGCUCUCAUCUCUUACGGAGGUCUCUUCCGGAAGCCUGGAUGAAACCACAGGCUACCUUCCUCUAACCACCCCAUUAGUAACAUUAGAGAGACAGUUACUUCCUGUGACUCCAGAGAUAGCUCUCCCAGUCCCUAACACUGAAACCUCCACUGAUCCACCUGAAGACACCACCUCUAAGACAAUGUGUUCUCCUGAGUUGUCACUCUCACCCAUGAAGCAACACUACACCCAUUUGAAUGACCCAUCCAACGACCUUCCUGAGAUGCUGGACCUAGCCGGUGUUAAGCCCAAACCCACCCUGGAGAAGAGGGAGCUGGACCAGCAUAAUAGAAGGAGGUCUGUCCCUGCCUGUCCAUCUGCUGCUCUGGUGGGCAGUUCUCUGGCCAAGCUGGUACUGGGGAACCAGCAGACGCCCAGGGUGGUGGGUGGAGAGGAGAGCCAGCAGGAGGAGCGUGGUUACUGCGUGUUUAGUGAGUACUCUGGUCCCAUGCCCUCGCCUGCCGAUCUGCACAGCCCAGUGGGCUCCCCACACCAACGGUUCCCCACAGUGACUGAAGGGGACAGUGACGAGGAACUGGGAGCCAUUGCGGAAGAGGGCGGGGAAAAGCUGGCACCUCAUAAAACAAACCAGGCAGAGGAAUCGGUUGUAGGAACGGUUAAGCCAACUUUGGUGCUUGAAAGAGCUGUCACGGCAGGUGUCAAACCGGAUCGUCUGAGGAUCCCUGUGGCUCCAUCCAAAGACAAACUGACAGAGUUCCGACUGGAGAGCGGUCUUCCUGGGGACAUCAAAACUCAAGCCAUUCCUGAGGUAGAGUUGGAGCAGGACCUCUCCAGAGAAGCGUCCCCCAUCCCACCAGACUUCGCAUUUACUUUUGGCACUGAGGUGAAGGACACCAAGCUUUUUGCGACCCCUGAGUCUCCAGCAGAAAAGGCUGCCGCUGUGGAGGGAACCAAAGUUGAGGAAGUCACAGCGGAAGUCAAAGUAGAGGUGGCGUCAGCAAGGAUUGGGAAGAGUCAGAAGACUGGUCUUAAAAAGCCAGAGAUGGAGAAAGUGGAGGAGACCUCAGACCCAGACCAUCAGAAUGCUGUUGAAGACUUACAGCCAAAGGAUGUUCGAGGACUGGAGAGAGAAAGGAAAAAAGAACCCAUGACAUCAUCACCUGAAUCAUUAGUGGAGAUCAUCAAUGCGCAGGAGAAGAAGCGUGAAAGUGAACCAGAGGUGUCAACAGUACCAGCGGAGGCUGUCGUUCCAAAAGAAGAGGCCAAGACCAAAGCUGAAGAAACAUCACCAACACCCUCUAACGUGAGCCCUGCAGAUGUGGAGGAAGCCACAGAGCAACUAGAAGAGAAAAGUCCAGAGAAAAGUGUUUCUGGAAGUUCUCCAGUUAUAGUCAUACCUCAGGCACAAGUUGAGGAAGAGGAGGAGGAAGACGAUAUAGAAGUAGCUGAGGAAGUCUUGGAGGAAGUUGAAGGCCCUCCUGUGCUCCUCAAGGAGAAAGAGCAAGAGAGUCACCCUAUGGAGAAGCAGGAGGAGGUGGCAGAAGAGGUGAGGGUGGUGGGUGGGGCGGAGGAGGUGAUUGUUGAAAAUCCUAAAGAUUUGGAGUCUGCUGUUGCUGGGGAUGACGAAUCAUGUGAUGCUACUGCCCCAACCAUUGAUGAAGGGGAUUAUGCCGAUCGCAUCUCUCAUCGAUCUGCCUGCUCUGGAAACGACCAGCCACAAACCCUCGAUGGAAAGGAGGCAGACAAAGAGAAGAAUAAAGUGGAGGAUAAAGAAGGGGUGGUGCUGCAGGAAGAGGAGGAGUCCGCUGAAGUGGGGCAGGAAGUUGAGGUGAAGGCUUCCAGUCGCGAGGAGACGGAGACCUCAGACGUACUGCGGAGCCAGACCAGCGAGACCACCGCUCUCGACGAGACCACCAUGGACGUCUCCAUGUUAGACAGCGAGAGUGGCUGGGUGGACUCACAAGAUGAUGACAGAAGCGUAAUGACAGAGCAGAUUGAAGCUCUGCCCAAAACACAGAAUCCUGUCAACUCCCUGGUAGAGAGACCCUCUAAUAAACGUCCCCCCGGCAGAGGACAGGGGCGCGCCUCCACCCCCGAGCGCAAACUCAACCGCAGAGAGCCCGUCAGUCGUCGUCCAAAGGAGGAAGAGAAGAAGAAAAAAGUGGGGACGAAGAGAACUGAACAGUGUAAGGUAUCAGUCCUCCAGUGUCGCUCUCCCACUCGGAGGAUUGUAGUCAAAGCUGCUACGUUCAGACAAGCUAGACCUGCUUCACACCACGGCUCUGCUAGACGCAAGCCACCAGCCGUGGAGGACCAGCAGCCUCUUAAUGUGACCCAACAAUCCCGGGAAAGGACCUCUGAGGGUACCUACCGGACUCCAGAAAAGAGGUCCUCUCUGCCCAGGCCUGCCUCCUCCCUGCCCCGCCGUGCCCCCCCAGCAGAGCAUGACAACACCAGCCCUGCCCCCCGCAGGCCCACCUCAAUUCAAACUGAGCCCAGAGGGGAGCACAGGUCUGGGAGGUCCCCUAGUAUCGCAGUCGGCACAAACUCGUCGGCCCGUUCCCGUUCGGCCCGGAGCGGAGCCUCCACGCCCCACACCCCCGGCUCCACAGCGGUCACCCCAGGAACACCACCCAGCUACUCCUGCCGCACCCCCGGGAGUCGCACCCCCGGCAGCCACACACCCAAGUCUCUCAGCCUCCUCACUCAGGAGAAGAAGUUUGCUGUGAUCCGCACACCGCCCAAGUCGCCCUCUACCACACCCAAGCAGCUGCGCGUCCUCAACCAGCCCCUGCCUGACCUGAAGAACAUCAAGUCCAAGAUUGGCUCCACAGACAACAUGAAGUACCAGCCCAAAGGUGGACAGGUCUUCAUUCCAAGUGUUAAACUGGACUUUAGCCAUGUCCAAUCUAAGUGUGGCUCCCUGGACAAAAUCCAGUACGCACCCACCGGGGGAAACGUCCACAUUACCACCAAGAAGAUAGACCUGAGCCACAUCACCUCCAAAUGUGGAUCAAUGUCCAACAUCCGUCACCGACCAGGGGGUGGUAACGUGCGUAUUGAGAGUGUGAAGCUGGACUUCAAGGACAAGGCCGAGGCCAAAGUGGGCUCACUGGCCAACGCCAGUCACACCCCCGGGGGAGGACAAAUCAUGAUCGAGAGCCACAAGCUGACGUUCCGUGACACGGCCAAGGCUCGCGUGGACCACGGGGCAGACGUUAUCACCCUGUCCCCAGGUGGCACCGGGGGUACAUCCCCCCACCGUCUCAGCAACGUGUCAUCCACGGGCAGCCUCAACCUCCUGGACUGCCCCCAGCUGUCUACACUGGCCCAGGACGUCACCAUGGCUCUGGCCAAGCAAGGCUUAUGAGCCUCCUGCCUCCU